GCGCUCGUUGAGGACGCCAGUCGUGUUCUUUUCGUCAUAUCAUUUCAAGAAGUGUCACGUGCGCCUCCGGUCGCUCAUGUGACCUGGUGGUUCGGACCAAUCGGGUGGCAGAGUUUGUCCUGGGCAGAGCGAAAGGAAGAGGGGAAAAAAAUAUAUUUUCCCUGUGCGAUUUUUAAUCUUGCAACGCUGAAACUGGUCAUCAUCUGUCGCGUCCUGUGCAACAUAAAGGUGACCGGUUGGCUGACUCCACCAUCACACUGGCCCUCGAACUCCUCUCUCACGUGACCACGCCCCUUAUUCCUUCACAUCCAAUCCUGAACAUGGAGCCCAUCAAGGUCCAAUCAGAAGGUGGACUGAAUGUGACCCUCACCAUCAGGUUGCUGAUGCACGGCAAGGAGGUGGGAAGCAUCAUAGGAAAGAAAGGAGAAACGGUGAAGAAGAUGCGCGAAGACAGCGGUGCCCGGAUCAACAUCUCAGAGGGGAACUGCCCCGAGCGGAUAGUCACCAUCACCGGGCCGACAGAUGCCAUUUUCAAGGCCUUUGCCAUGAUCGCCUACAAGUUUGAGGAGGAUAUUAUCAACUCCAUGAGCAACAGCCCAGCCACCAGUAAACCCCCCGUCACCCUGCGGCUCGUCGUCCCGGCCAGCCAGUGCGGCUCCCUCAUUGGCAAGGGAGGCUCCAAAAUCAAAGAAAUGAGAGAGUCCACAGGGGCUCAGGUGCAGGUUGCAGGUGACAUGCUCCCCAACUCCACCGAGCGGGCGGUGACGAUCUCAGGGGCGCCAGAGGCCAUCAUUCAGUGUGUCAAACAGAUAUGUGUGGUGAUGCUCGAGUCCCCACCGAAAGGUGCCACCAUCCCCUACCGCCCCAAGCCUGCCUCCACCCCUGUCAUUUUUUCAGGUGGCCAGGUAAGAGCGGACCCACUGGGGGCGUCCACAGCCAACCUCAGCCUCUUACUGCAGCACCAGCCACUGCCUGCUUAUACCAUUCAAGGACAGUACGCCAUCCCCCAUCCAGACCAGUUGAGCAAGCUCCACCAGUUGGCUAUGCAGCAAACCCCCUUUACCCCCCUCGGACAGACCACCCCUGCCUUCCCCGCAGCAGGUCUGGAUGCCAGUAACCAGGCCAGUACUCAUGAACUCACCAUUCCCAAUGAUCUAAUAGGCUGCAUAAUCGGACGCCAGGGAACCAAAAUCAACGAGAUCCGUCAGAUGUCUGGGGCACAGAUCAAAAUUGCUAACGCCAUGGAAGGGUCAUCGGAGCGCCAGAUCACCAUCACAGGGACCCCCGCCAACAUCAGCCUGGCCCAGUACCUCAUCAAUGCAAGGUUCAGAGACGUGGCGGCCAUGUGGAACGACCCAUCUUCCAUGACCACAUCCUGAGAUCCCUGACUGGCUCCUCCGUUCGGCCCCUUCCAAUGACUGACUACUGCAGACAACCCCUUCGGACUCUGGCUCUGGCUCUCCGAGAAAAAAACACGACCACCUUCCCCUGCCCCGGCUCAAAGUUCUUUAUACACCCGGGGAGUGUUGGGUGCUCACUUUUAUUUCAGAGAGCCAAAUCAAAAAAGAAUUACAUAAAAAAAAAAAAAACAAUUACAAAAAAGAAAUUCUCUGUUGAUUAGUUUUUUUUUCGUCUUUUUUUUUUUUUAGACUACUGUUGAAGCAUGUUGAAUGUUUAUUAGAAACAACUUGUGUUAAUCUUUCUUUCUUCUUUCUUCUAUCUAUCGCUCUCUUUUCUCUUUCUCUCUCUCUCUCUGUCAGUGCUGCGUCAUAGAACAUCAUUUUAAAGUAUAAAGACGUACUCGUAAAAAAAUGUUUUUUUUCGUAGAACGUAGUAUAUUUCGCAUAUUACUCAGCUGCUCAGUGAUGCUAUCGGAAGAGCGUGUGGUGGGAUGUAGCCCAAUGAUCAAAUUCUGAUAACAUAUAUUUUGAAGACGGAAAAAAAACAUAAAAACAUUUGGAUUGUUUCUGCGUUUUGUCCCGAUUUGCAUCUGUGUCUACUCACGAAUCCAAUCUCUACCCGUGACUCUUCGCUGCAUCACGUGACCCUUUUGAGCCAAUGGUAUCACUCCUAGAGCCUCCCUCCUCGCGUUCAUUUCCUGUAUUUACAUUAUUGCUUAUAUUGCAUGUGUUCAGUGUCGUAUCAUUGUGUAUUCGAUGAAAGCCUGUUCAGUGUACACGACGUUGUUAUUAUAUAUCUCUGUGCUCCUUUUUCUUUUCCCCAAAACUUUUCUCAGCAUCUUUGGCCACUCACGUCGAGUCCUACUCCCUUGCCCAGGCGAACAACUUUUUCCGACACAGCCUCCUGUUAUCAAUACCGAUUAUUAGUACAUAGAUGCAUGAAUGGGAUUUGGUGAAGUAUCAGUGGCAAAAAACACUGACUGGAAAAAUUUAAAUGAUUGUUUUACUAACUUAUUAUUAUACUUGUAUUUGUUUUGUACAAGGACUACGCGGCGCUCAUGCAAUAGACUAUUCUACACUUUACUCUGGACUUGCCUCCGAUGUUGGAGGAAUUAGAUGGACAUAAAAAGCCAAAACCUUUUUAGCUUCCUUCCCUUGUGCCGAAAAGUAUUCUCUCGGUUGCCUGCAGAAAAUAAAAAAAGUAAAGAAUAAUUUCCCGGUCCUUGUGGAGGCUUUUCGAGAAAAAAACGAAAAACAAGGGAAAGAAGCUGAAUGGUAUUUUUUUGGGGCGAAGGAAUGUUCAGGGGGUUCAUUGGGGGGGGGGGGGGGGGGAACCCACGGGGUCUGGGCGGACGUGACCACUCAGUCUCUUUUUCACGAUUGUUCAUCUCGUCAUGUUCUUUAUUCGUCGUCACGCGGUUGAUUUGAUACUUUCGGUUUGAAUGUCUUUUUAUUGUCACGACCAUGUCGGCAACUUUAAUUGUUUUUUAUUUCGAAAAAAAAAAGGGAAAGAAAAAGAAAAAAACGAGUUUCAGCUGAACCAGCGCGCGCUUUAUUCAUGGGUUCGGUGAUGCACAUGUGACAUUUUUCGAAACUCGAGCUAAGUUUGUUUUUGUUGUACGGUGUAUUUUGAUUUGAGAGGGAGGUGAGCACGAUAUUUGGUACUGUCGAGUGUGUCAACCCUCACCACGCUUAUUCUACUCAUGAGGAUGCUCUAAGUAAUAUUUGAUGGCUUCUCGCUCCCGGGCUUCGGCUGAGCUCAAUUCAGUGUUUGGCGCAUACAAACAGCUGUUGAAUGUUAUUGUCGAGAUCACGUUAGCUACUGUCCAACACAGCAACAUUCUACAUUUUCGUCAUACACACCUACUGACCCCGUUUUAUUCGUUUUGUUUCUGAAUAGUCGAUAAAAAGUUGGACAUUUUAAGAGAUAUGCUUUGUUGCUUUCUUGCUUUGGGAUGGACGAGACAAUUCAUACCACGCUCAUGUGUGAACGGUGAAUACAACUCAGGGUAUGGACUGAAAAAAGGGGGGGGGGGGGUAGCUGAAGCAAAUUCAACGUAUUUGCCAAAAAUGUCCUGGUUUUUUUAUUUUCAUUUGCGAUCUUAAGCGCUUUUAAUGGCAUAAAUGUGAUCAUGUAAAUGGACCAAAUGCUGUAUCAGUAUACUGAACGAUGCAUAGUCGAUGAUUAUUCUGCAAUAAUUCUUACAUUUUGAUGUGAACUCGAGUAGAAGUGCUAGCAUUGAAAUUUACAAAAUAGGUGUUUCUCUUUUAUUUAUUUUGUUGAGUUGUCGUAGCUUGUACUUCAAUGGGAAUGUUUGUCAAAUCAACAAGCUGAAAUUAUGUUUUUUUUGGGGGGGGGGGGGGGGGGGCAAACUUGCUUUAUAGAACAGUUGGCUAAUACCUAAGAGGAAAUUCUUUCCGAAUUACCCACACAAUGUAACAGUGAAGAACAUCCUCAAGGGUAUUAUGGCUUUUUUAUAUAACUGUUACAGUGCAUGUGUACUAUUGAGAUGUCUGCAGAAAACAUGGAUAAUGGUUAUUAGCGCAGCCGACGUGUGCACUUGGCAAAUUAUUGUUGUAUAAUAUGAUAUUUGAUCGCUAAAGCAGGAGCGUCGAGUUGUAAGUGAUGGCAGUGUGAUUUUUCAAUGACAUCAGUAUUCAUGUUACUCAGUGUUUGAAAACCGUAUUUACAUUUGUGUCUAGGCUAAACGCCCGCGUAUACUACGACUUUUGAUCAAACUGCAACUAAUGCAAUAAUAGGGUGCAAUGUGCAAUUAUGUAUUCCGUUACUUAGUUGUUAGCGUAGAUUCAUGGGAGCUGUGUGUAGCUUUGCUGGAAUUUUUUCAUUUCAUUUGGACCACUUUCCAGGUGGCAGCAACAGCAGGAAAAAAAAAAAAAGAA
Scophthalmus maximus (turbot) is the source of this 4301-nucleotide messenger RNA. Its product is annotated as poly(rC)-binding protein 3-like. Gene Ontology annotation, molecular function: mRNA binding. NCBI's taxonomy places the organism in Eukaryota, Metazoa, Chordata, Actinopteri, Pleuronectiformes, Scophthalmidae. Bases 321 to 1379 code for a protein of 352 amino acids. Gene Ontology annotation, cellular component: cytoplasm; nucleus. The transcript has 13 exons. The record is from RefSeq and is a predicted model, not a curated record. Gene Ontology annotation, biological process: regulation of RNA metabolic process; regulation of gene expression.